UUUAAAGAUUACGUUAAAACGUUGUUGAUACUUAUUAAAAUAUUGUUUUGUUAAUUAACAUAAUACAAAUAAUUAUAAUAAUAAUAAUAUAAUAAUAAUAACGGCAAGUCAUCAUCAUAAUAAUUACAAAUGUAAUAAUAACGAUAAAAAACAUAUAAUAUAAAUAUAAACAACUUAUGUGCAAUCAGUUAAUAAUUUUUUUAAUUUAUUCAAAACAUUCUAAUUUAAUAAAAAUAAAACAAAAAAAUCAACAAAUUUCUACGACAACAACAAUGCAACCAUAAAAGGAAAUAGAGCAACAAAUUAAAGUUAACUUUCAGUUGUAAGCGAAAACCAAAAGUGAUUUUUAGUUAGUUUCUCAAAAUUUAACAAACAAAAUUCACAACAAAAUUUGGAAUACAACAACAACUACAACAACAACAACUACACAACAACAACAACAACUACAACCACUGCAACAACAACAACAAACAACCAACCGACAACAACAACAGCAACAAUAAAAGCAACAGUAACUACAAAACUAACAAAUAAUUAUAAUAAAGAAGCAAACAACAUAAUAAUAUCAAGCAAAUUGUAACCAUAAUAAAGGAAAAAGCUAAAAACGUAACAGUAAACAAAACGUAAAUAAUAAUACAACAAAAUCAAAAAGAAAAAUCAAAGCGCAACAAACAAAAUAAAAUACAAAAAGCAAAAUAAUAAAAAAAGGAAAUAAAACCAAACCGAAACACAGCCAAUAAACCAAUCCAACAACAAUAACAAUAAAAUAAACAAAGCAACAAAGAAAUAGCAACAAAUCGAAACGAAACCGAAAUAGCCUUAUAACAAACAAAAUAAAACAAAACAAAAGCAAAGCAAAGCAAAACACAAAACGAAAUAGAAGAAGCAACAAUCCAAGCCCCAACAAACCCAACAAAAAAAAACCAUAUACCGAUAAGCCGAUAACUAACAGCAACCGAAACAGGAUAAACAACAAAACAAAACGGAAUAAACAAAAAUAGAAAAUAGCAACGAAAACAGAAACAGAAACAGUAACAGAAGUGAACAAAUCAAAAGUCAAAUUCUAAAGCCAAAAGCAAAACAAAAGCAAAAACCCAAGAAAAGCAAAAAUCGAAAUAGCCAAAAUUUGUUAAAUUUUUUGUGUCUAAUUAAAAAAGCAGAAAAAAGCGAAAUACAAAAAUGAGAAAAACGGAAAAGCUAAUACAAAUUUAAAAACAAAACAUAAAAAGGAAAUAAAAUUUUUGUCGUUGAAAACAAAUUGAACUUUUGUGUUACGGUUUCAAUUUUCGUCUUUAAAUUUACGUUCGUAUGAAAAGCGGUCGAAAGCAAAAAAACCAAAAACUAAAAAAGGAAUAAUGUUCUGAAAAGCUAUAAAAAGCUAUAAACAAUUUUUCAAACUUUGAUGAAAACAAAAAAGGUGAACAAUUUAAGCGAUCAAAAAAGUUAGAUGGAAGAAAACGAAUAAACGGACGAAAAAAAAAAAAAAAAAUACCAUCAACUUCCCGUGAGGAAAAGUUGAGAGGAGCAAAAUAACAACAACAUUUGUGUGUGUGUUUUUUGGCUAACGAAAGUACGAGACAAACAUAGUUUGACAGACAUUGCGAUUAUAUAUAUAUCAUUACAAGUAUAUACAAAAAAUAUACCAUCUAUAAAAAAAUACUAAAAAAUUUACGUAAAGGCAAAUAUUCAUAUCGUGGCAAAAAAUUAAAACAAAAAAUCAUGUAAAAACCAUUUUCAAAGCAAAAAAAAAAAAAAAACAAUUUCGUACAUAAACAAAUUAAAUAAUUAUUCGUAGUGCAACAAAAAAUAAAAACCAUUCAGAUAUAAACAAAACAAAAAAGAAAAACUUAACAAACCCCCAAAAAAAGCAAACGUUUUAAGCUAUACAUUAAAUUAUAUAUUACAUUUAUGAUAAAAAAAAAACCAAAAAACAAAAUAAAAGAAAAUAAAAACACAACGCAAAAGUAUAUUUGAGAAUUUAAAACAACAUUCAGAAGACGAGGACGAAAAAGGAGAAAACAAACAGUUUUUGGGCCCAAUAAAAAAUUAACAACUUUUCCCCCCACCCGGACACAGUUUGGAAUAAGAAAUUUUCACUUCUAGAAAAGCAGCAAACAUUUUGGGAUAUAAAAUUCUGCAUUAAUAACACUCAACAAGAACUAUUAUAAUUCAACGAGCCAAAAGAGAGGAAAUCACAUCCAAUAAACAUUUCGGGAUAAACGUAAAAGGAAACGCAUAUUUUUGCAAUAAAGAAAAAGUUGAACCUUUAAAGGGAAACCUGUAAUUUCUUGGAACCCCAUUUCCGAUGUCGAAACGAAAUUAAAUGUUCAGCAAAAAAAAGGUUUUCCCGCGUAAAAAUUAAUCGAUUUGGCGAUCAACUAGGAAAGCAACAAACAUAAAAGAAAGAAGCAAAUAUAAUUUGAAUACAGAGAGAAGGUAAAAAUAAAUGCGGCACUUAAGAAGAAAGGAAUUUUAAAUGGAAAAACACAAAAAAAGUAACAAAAGAAGAAGGACAACAACAACAACAACAACAAAAUGCGAGCCAUGAAAAGAAACAAGUGAACUAGGCAACAAAGCAGUUAAAACAAAGCAAAAUCAAACCCAGAGAAAUUGAAGAGAGUGAGAGAGAAAAAGGAAACAAAAGAGAGAAAACUGCAAAGAUGUGCAACAAAAGUCAAUAAACAAAAGAAACAAUAAAGACGCGAAGAGCUCAAAAGAAGAAACUGUGUCUAGUCGAAGGACAAGCCACAAACUAGAAGAAGCAACAAAAUAAUAAAAAAAAAACAGAAUAACAAACCCCAAACUAUAACAAAUAGAAACAAGUAAAGAGUAAAUACACAAACAGCUGCAAAAUGGCGAUAAAUUUCUCGGCCUCGUUUGCGGCAUGCAUCGCCGCAGGCUUGAAGGUGCCACGCCAGAUCAUGUACUGCAUCACACAGGACACCGGGCAGCCUUAUGUGCUGUAUAAGGACUCGCAGGAUGCGGAGCGAAAUGCGGGCGCCAUUGGGGCAAGUGCCGCACAAUGGGGCAGCGACAUGUACCCCAACAUCCAGCAGCAGGCGCAGCAACAGCUCACCGCCCACCAGCAACAACAGCAGCAGCAACAGCAACAACAACAGCAGCAACAACAACAGAACGCCACAGUGGCAGCAGCUCAAGCAGCAGCCGCUGCCGCAGCAGCGGGACAGCCGCAGAGUCCGCCAGGUGGAGGACGGGGGGGGCGGGACAAUGGCAGCGGCGAUGGCCGACAGCAGCAGGUGUCGCCCAGCUCCAGUCCGUAUCCCUCCGUGCAACAGCAGCAGCAGCAGCAGAGAGCCAAUGGCAAUGCCGACGACGAUGCCAUGAAUCAGCUUGCCAAUCAACAGAACUCCGCGCCAAAUCCAAACCAAAGCAGCAACGAGCCGCAACACGCGUCUGCGAACGGCGGCGAGCCUGGCCAGGGGAAUCCGCACGUGCAGCAGAACGGCAGCCAGAACGGUCCGCAAGGCGAUCCCGGCUUCCAGACGCCCGACUACUAUGCGCCACGCCACGGGGCGCCUCAAGGCGGCAUGCUUGCCCCGCCCGGCUUUCCGCCUCUGCACUAUCUGAACAAGAUGGAGAACGGAGGCGAAGCGUAUGCGUUGCCCGAACUCUUGCCUGGGCAACAGCAGCAGCAGCAACAACAACAGCAGCAGCAGAAUGGCGCGCAACAAAAUGGCGGAGCGGGCAAUCAAAAUGGCGGCGGGCCGGCGAAUGGGAAUGGGAACAAUGAGGGCGCAACGAAUGCGGCGAAUGCGGCGAGCGCGGCGUCGGGGGCAACGGGGACGACGAGCGGCCGAACGGGGCCGGGACGUCCGCACAAGAAUAAGCCGCACAGCGAUCUGCGGCUGUUCAAGUGUCUGACCUGCGGCAAGGACUUUAAGCAGAAGAGCACGCUGCUGCAGCACGAUCGCAUCCACACGGAUGCGCGUCCAUUUCCGUGCUCGGAGUGCGGCAAGCGAUUUCGUCAGCAAUCGCAUCUGACGCAACAUCUGCGCAUCCAUGCCAAUGAAAAGCCAUUCACGUGUCCGUACUGCUCGCGCAGCUUCAGACAGCGCGCGAUCCUCAAUCAGCACAUACGCAUCCAUUCGGGUGAGAAGCCCUUCGCCUGCCCCGAGUGCGGCAAGCACUUUCGCCAGAAGGCCAUCCUCAAUCAGCAUGUGCGCACCCACCAAGAUGUCUCACCGCACCUCAUCUUCAAGAACGGUCCGCAUCCGACGCUCUGGCCCUCCGACGUUCCCUUUCCCGGCGAGGAGACGGACACCAAGGGCGACAUCACUGUGGCCAGCGGUGGCUACCACGACGACGAUUCCCAAGGCACUCCCGAUGGCAGCGGUGGCAUGCAUUAUCCCUCCUACUUCAAGGAUAGCAAGGGUCAAAAGAUUCUACCAGAGGUGUUGCAACACAUUGGCGUCCGGCCAGCGAAUAUGCCGCUCUAUGUGCGAUGCCCCAUCUGUGACAAGGAGUUCAAGCAGAAGACUACGCUGCUGCAGCACGGCUGCAUCCACAUAGAGUCGCGUCCCUAUCCGUGCCCCGAAUGCGGCAAACGCUUCCGCCAGCAGUCGCAUCUCACGCAGCAUCUGCGCAUACACACCAACGAGAAGCCCUUCGGCUGCAUGUACUGUCCGCGCUUCUUCCGACAGCGCACCAUUCUCAACCAGCACUUGCGCAUCCACACUGGCGAGAAGCCUUACAAGUGCAGCCAGUGCGGCAAGGACUUCCGUCAGAAGGCGAUACUGGACCAGCACACGCGCACCCACCAGGGCGAUCGUCCGUUCUGUUGUCCGAUGCCGAAUUGCCGGCGACGCUUUGCCACCGAGAACGAGGUGACGAAGCACAUCGACAACCACAUGAAUCCCAACAGCACCAAGGUGCGAAGGCAGCAGCAACAGCAGCAGCAGCAACAGCAACAAGUGCAGCAGGUGCAACAGCAGCAGCAGCAACAACAGCAGCAACAACAACAGGUGCAACAGCAAGUGCAACAGCAGCAGCAGCAACAAAACGCCGCUGUGGCCUCCGCUGCCGUUGUGGCCAAUCAUCUGAUGAACGAUGUGAAGAGUCUGGCUGCCCAGCAAUUCCUCAACAACAACAAUCCCGCCGCUGUGGACAACAAGGCGAACAUCUUGCCGGUGCGCAGCAUGGCGGCAAAUGCAGCUGCGGCAGCUGCUGUGGCACAACAAUCGGUGGUCAAGAACGAACUGUACUUCCCCCAAUGCUAUGGCCCGCCCUUCCAGCAUCCCUUCCACGCCCAGCAGCAGCAGCAGCAACAACAGCAGCCAAGUGCAGCACAUGCCAAUGGCGGACCAACGCCGCCGGUGACGGUGACUGUGGCAAAUGCUGUGGCACCUGGUGUUGUGGUGCAACAGAAUCCCGCCACCUCUGUGGUGGCUCAGUGACAUCCCACCACUGGAGCAGCUGGCGCACAACAACAACAACAACAGCAGCAACAACAGCAACAACAGCAGCAACAGCAACAACAGCAACAAACGGUGGCAACAACAACAACAGCGCAUCAUGUGACAACGCCGCCGACGAGUGCACAUCAUAUCACGGCCACGGGGGGGGUAACAACCACGCCCACAUCGUCGACAACGGUCGCGGCGCCGCAGACGGUGACGCUGUCGAUCACAUUGCCACCGCCGCCGCCGCUGCCGCCGACGGCGCAUCCGCCACAUCCGCAUGCGGGACAUGCGUUGACGGCCACGCCCCAAGGCGGUGUUGCGCCCCCCCCGCCGCCGCCCACUCUAUCGCAUGCGAUACCCAUACACCCACACAUACACUCGAUAUUCGGAUCUCUAUGAUGUCAUCAGUAAAGUAAAAGUAAGAGUGAAAGUGAAAGUGAAAGUGAAAAGAAAGCAGCCCACAAAUCGAUCGAUCGCCACAAGGAGAGAGGAAAUUCUAGUUUUUAGCUUCGCUUCGAGUACUAGUCUUUUCGAAAAGGACUCUAAACUCCUUUCAACACAACCACGAAACAUCAAAUGCAAAAUGGUCGCAAGAAAGAAAGAAAGAAAGAAAGAACGAACGAGAGAUGAUGAUGAACCAAAAGAAACACACAAACACAACGUUAUACGAUUCCUUUUUCAAUAAUAUAUUCGUUUUAGGAUUUUAAACUUUAACAACACCGAGUUAUACGAUUUCUAGGCGUAGAGAUAAAACAUAAGAAUGUGAAAGAAGUAAAAAAGAAUGGCAGCUAAAAGUGAAAAGCGAGUUAUGAAAAGUGCGGGAAAAGUCGAAUAGUUAUGAUAUGAUGAUGUUUUAGGAGGCAUAGACGUUGCGCUAAGCUGACAAAAAAAUUAAAAAAUAGAAUUAUGUUUUCAAUUUUCUUGGCAAAGCACACACAGCAGCUAAUUUAUAUGAUAAAAAAAGAAAUUAAAAAUCUAUGAUUAUUAUAUUAUUUUCACAUAUUUGAGUGUAUGUGUUUGUUGUAGUAUUUGGAAUCUUGAUUUGAUAUGAUCUAAAGAUAUAAAACUCUAUAUAUAUAUAUAUAUUCUAUGCAUAAAUAGAAAUACUUUAUUCAUAAAAACUAUUAUUUGUAUAUCGCAAGUUAGCAAAAAAUCUUUUUCAUUCGAAUUUUGCUUCUUAUUUCUAUUAAUUGAUAUGUGAUUUUUUUAAUUAUUAAUUUUAAAUGAGAAAACGAAACAAAAGAAAAGAUGAAACUAAUAUGCAAUACGAAAUUAAGUUGUACAUUAAUUUGAAAAGCAAACAAAUUUGUUGUCUUCCCUAAUUGUUUGAGUGUAAUUUAUGUUGAGUUUUAUUUAGUAAUUAGUUCUAGUUAAUAGGUUUUACCCCCCAACACCCGACCCCGCCUCCUCCAAAACCCCUCAAAUGUAUGUCCACACAAAUAACUCUUCCCUUAAACACAACUUGUAGCAAAGACAAAAUAGUUAUUCAGAUGUGACUCUUCAGGUGCCAUACAAACAAAGUUAAUGAACAAUAGUCAGAGAAAGCACUCGAAAUUGCAAAAAAAACAAUUAUAAAAGAAAAACAAGAUAUUCUGUGUGGAUCAACAAAAAAAAAUUUAGUUUCUUAUCAAAUUUUCCAAUGUACCGUCAAAGCAUUUAUAAUUGUUAUUUAACUAACAAAUGAACAGAAAUAAUGGACAGCAUAGAACAGAAGAAAGUGAAUUAAUGAUUAAUCUAAUAUAUAUAUAAUUUAGCAAUUGUCGUUUUCCCCCUCCUCCUCCAAAAACACUUUGCAAGUAAUUCUACUCAUUAUUUAAUAUGUAUGUAUUAAUUAAUUAAUUAAUUGAUUAUAUCUGAUCACUCUCGAUAUGUAAUUAUCUAGCGUUAACAACAACAACAACAACAACAAAAGUUUCAAUUCGAAAUCAAAUUUGCGAAAUGAAUUUGUUUUUACUGUUUUAGUUUUUUACAAAUUAUGUUUUGCAUAUAUUAUUUAAUCAUUUUUAAUAAACCGACAAAUAAUUAUAUUUUUCAUUUUCUAUAUUUUUGUUUGAUUAUCAUUUACUUUAUAUGGAGUAACUUUUCGAGACUCUUGACAAAAAUGUUUUCGGCGACAAUUUAUAUUUUUCGGCUUGGGCAAGGCGUCUGAUUUUUGUGAUAGGCUCAGUUUAAAACAAAAAACUUUUCGGCAAACAAAUGGGCUAAUGAAAUUUGUAAAUAGUAUCAUUUUGGCAAAGAACAAUUCAAUCCAAAAAGUAUGUGCAAAAGUUUUAUAAAUAGUUUAAAAAUAAUAUUAAAAAAAAACACAUUGUUUGGCAUUGUAAAAAUUUUAUUAAUACCUCUAUUCAACAAAACAAAUUUGAAGAGGUUAGUCAAAAUUUUAAACACAAACACACUUUUUAGGCACAUUUAAACAUAAUAAUAAAUUGCAUGUUUUGGCACACAGACAACAACAACAACAACAAGAUAAUGAGAAACAACAAAAUUUAUACGAUAUCCAAUGUGGAGGCUUUUAUUGGAAUUAGACCAGAGAAUUCCAUGAACAAGAGAGCAUGAUUUGCUAUAAGUAUAAACAAACAAAAAAACAAAAACAAAAACACUAAACUAUAAUAACUAAAAUACUUUUAGGCCUUUUUAGACAAAAUUUUUAACAAUUCUUUUUGGCUUUAAACAAAAUCGAAAUCGAAAAAAAAACGAAACGAGAAAUUGAGAAAUUGAAAAUGAGAACACAAAACACCUUUUGGCUUUAAAUCAAAAUUAUGUUUAGUUUUAGUUAACUAACGUGAAUAUCUCUAUAAAUAUUUAUAUCAAUUAUGGCAAAUUAUGCUAUAAUUCCAAUAAAAGCAAAAUUUAGACUGAAUGUCGCUGUGAUAAAUGCAAAAAAAAAAAAGAAAAAACAAAAAUUACGAAUACAUAAAACUUUUGUAAAUUUUUAGGCAUAAAAAAAAACGAAAUUUAACACAUACAUUUAAUCAAAAAGAAAAAAACAAAAACUUAACAUAAAUUUAGGCGCUAAAAAUUGAUAAAAAGAAAGAUAAAAAAACAAAAAUUACUAACCAAAAUUUAUCCAAAAAAUGCUCCAUUUAAACGCAGUUCAAACUGCAACUUUCAGUUUAUAAUUUGAUUAUAAAACAUUCUUUUUUGAUUUAUCUAAAUAUGAUUUCUGUAGUUGCAAAUCAAAAUUUCAUAAAAAAAAGAAAACAAAUGAUUGAAUGAAGAAAAUGUAUAAACCAGCUGCUUCAGUGGAAUUUCGAAGCUUAAAGAGCUCAAAUGAAACACAGAAAACGAGAAACCUUAAUAAGGGGAAAAUAUUACCGGCAAUGACAUAAAAAGUAUGAGAAUAUAUUGAUCUAUAUAUCGUAGAGAACUGAAACGUGAAAACACAAGACAAAAUAGCCUAGACAGAAAAAGGGGCUAUAAAGAGAAAACUAGUUUAAGCCAAUCCUGAACACAAAAAACCAAAAAAAACAUAUGACUAUAUAUAUGAGAAUCCAGUAUAAGUACAUAGUUAAAGUUAUAGAGCAGAGUUCUAUCGACAUCUUCAUCAUCAGCAAUCAGCAUCUGCUAAAACACAAAGUUACAAGCAUACCUAACAAACAAACUAACAAACAAACAAAACAAUAGCCCAAUUUAAAUAACCAAGAGUACAAAUACAAGUAAUUUUUAUAGCAGAAAUUUUAAUUGCAGUCUCAAUAAAGCAUCCAUUAAAUGAAUACACACUCAACACACACACACACACAUACACUAACACCAACACACAGGCAUGGAUAUGAAAAUAUUAUGUAAGAACUUGGCAAAUCAAAAACUAUGAAAAAGAAAAAAAGAAAAACCAAAAAACAAAUUCGAAAGCUGCUUUUCGAAACGACUUGACGAAUCAAAAAGAAAAUGAAUGAAAAUGAAAAUGAACUCGAGAAAAAAUCCUUUCUUCUUAACACAAGAAAUUAUAAUAAUGAAAUAAUAAAAAUUACGAUGUAAACUAAAGUUUCCAUAUAAUAAGAGAGAUGAGAAUUAAAUUUGUUUGUAUCACAUUUCCGGCUUACAAUUCAGAGAACCAAAACCAAAAACGCAAAAAUUCAUAUUAAAUGCCUACAAUAACAAUAACAUCAACAACAACAACAACAACAAGAACUAACAACCACAAUAUGGAAUUUAGAAAGUUUUAGCAGAGUAUCAAAGCAAUGCGAGACAACAUGGCGUAUACGCAAUAUGCUUCGAUGCUUUGCUCUCACGUUCUAGAUUCAAAGGAAUAAAUAAUUGAAUUGAGUACAGCCGCUUUCGCUUUCUGCAAUAGUGAUAAUAGUUUAUAAGUGAAACCCAUCAUAAAAAAAGAAAACGCAUCAAAGAAACCAAGAAACAUAGAAACAAGAAACAAGAAACAUUGAAGCAAAUCAACAAGAAAACAGUAAGAGAAAUAUAUAAAUAAAAUAGGUAAAUACAACAUUGAAAUAGCAACGGUAAGCAUAUUAAUUUAAAAUGACAAACGCAUAAUAAUAUACGAAUGAAAUAAAAAUGAAAACAAAAAUAAAGAAGAAGAAUAUAUAAAUCAUAUAUACGAGAUCCCGAUCCCGAUCUAAGCCCAUUGACAAAAGCUGUUUGAUUUGAUUUCAAAUUGCAAAUUUGAUGCAUUUAUGUACGAUUUUUAGUUGAAUUCUCAAAUAUCAACCAAGAACAACAACAACAACAACAACAAGCAAGUGAAAUAUAUAUACAAGAUGAUAUAUAUAUAGAUAUAUAUAUAUACUAGAUACAUACUGUAUGUGUAUGUAUAAAUAGCAUAUAGUGCAUGGAAAACCUAAACUCUUAUAUUAUAUGUAUGGUGUAUUAUAUUUUUUAACGUAUUUAAUACAUACUCUCUCUAUAUAUAUAUAUAUAUAUACGAUAUAUAUAUACAUAUAUCUACUUAUAAUUGACGAAAAGAUUAAAGACGUUGAGAGAACACCAAAUGCCAGCUAAAGGAAUAGUUAAAUAGAAGACACUCACAGAACAAACAAACAAACAAACAGUACUGACAGAAUAAUAAUUGUAAAAUAAAACAAAAAAACAAGAAACAAAGAAGCAUUAAUUAAAUCGAAACUGUUUAUUAUUUAACUAAACAACAAGCAGAACAACAACAACAAUAGCCUCGUUAGUUUUUAAUGAAUAUUGAAUCAGUGAAAUAAAACUCGAUACAAAUGAACAAACAAUGAAAAUAUUGCAAAAAGAACACACACGAAAAUAUGGCAACUUGGCAACCCUAGACAGAGUGCUCGUCAUUUUUAUAGAUUGAUUCAUUUACUUUCCUUCAGAUUUCUCAUUUUUCGUUUUUUUGUUUUUUGGUUUUUGUGCAACAAUCAAAAUAUGGUUCCUCAUUACAUCAUUGAAAUGUAACAUAGACAUAACACAUAUACACAACAUACAUACAUAGAUACAUACCAAUACAUAUGUAUAUUUGUACAGAAACAGAUCAUAAACAAAUGAGUUGAAUAUAGAGCAUACAAUACUUAUAAAAUAAAAUAAUAAUUAAAUCAAAGCCAUAGCAGAAACAGAUCGAAAGAGUUGAAGAGUUUACUAAAGCAGAGAUGUCAAUAUUCUACCUCGAAUUUAUUGGGUUAGCAUAUUAAAUACUUGUUAGAUUAAUGUAUCUUUAUCUAAGUUUACAUUUAGAGUGUCCAAUCUUUUAUAUUUCUUUUUACUUUCUGUUUAUGAGUUUAGUUUUUUUCUCUGAGAAUUCGAAUUUGCCAAACACAACAAAAUGAUUUCUUGUUCCUACAAAUCGCCAAGCUAAAAAUCCUUAUAGACCCACAUUAGAGAUUAGAGAGCCAAAGUCCCCCCAAAAAAAGAAAAAAGAAAGAAGUCAAGUAAAUGAAUAACGAACGUAUUUAAAAUGCCAUAGUCAACUUUUUGCAAUACACACAAUGUGCCCAUAGAACAAGUAAUUUAUGAUAUAACCGAAUGGAAUCAAAUCAAAUGAUCAAAUAAUUUAUUUAUAUUAUACUUAUAUGAAUGCGAAUUGUUGUUAUUGCAACAAAAAAGAAGCCACAAACCAAGAGAAAUAGUACCGAGAAUAUUUUACAGAAUUUUUUACAAUCAGGAAACAGCAUCAACAAAAUAGCAGUAAACAAAAUAAACGACUAAACAAUAGUUAAAUAAAACAAAUAAAAAAAAGCAUAAGAAAAACCAAAACACAAGACAAAAAAAAUAGCAAAAGUGAAAACACGAAAAAAUAAACUCAAUUAUAGUAACAUUUACUUAAUGAACCCAAUUAAUAAAACCAAAACCAAUAAUAAUAACAUAUUUGACUAAGUGUUAAGUGAACAAAAAAAAACAAAUAUUUUUAAAACUUGCGCUCGCAUUAAACAAAAGAUAAAAGCUAUAAGUUCAAGAAAUGGAACCCAACAACAAUAGAAAUAAACAAUGAGAACACGAUUUGUUAAGUUCGCAUUUAUUUAAAUCGAUGAAGAAUCAUAUUGUAUGUACACUUUACCUUGUUUCCAAUUGAAUAGUACAGUUUGUAAUGAAUUAAUUAUAAACAAUUGACAGGGACUACCACAUAAUAACCAUAGAAAUAGCUGAGCAACAAAAAACAACACAGACCGAAGAACAAUAGCAACAAAUUUUAUUUAGGGUUCAGCUAAGGUUCUGCGAGAGAGAGAAAGAGAGAGAGCGAUGCGAAUGCAAGAGAUUAUAAUUAAAUUCUAUUAUUACAUAUAUUGAUUGAGCUAUAAACUGUACAUAAGCAUAAGCAAAACGAUACGAUUAUACAAGAAAUGUAAAACCCAACAACAAAAACAACUGCAAUAGUACCAAAGUAAGUAAAUCAAUUAUUUAUUAUUCUCAUUCCGCGAGCAGACAAAGUGCGUUGUAUAAAACAUUAAAUAUAAACAAAACAAAAUCAAAUACAUAGCUAAAAUUUAUGUUCUAAAUAAGUGAAGUGAAAUAAUUGAAGGGGCAACUCAAUGCAUAUUAUAAACUGAGUGCCUCAUCCCCCCUCCCUCCCCCCUCAUAAAGAUAAAAAAAACCAGUUGAGAAUCAUGUGAAUCUUUAAAUUCUUCAGUUGAAAACAACAUAUCCGCUAAAGCAACAAGAAACCAAAAAAAAAAGUAUAAACCAUCAAAUUUUACCAGUGUUUUUUUUUAUCAGAAAGUGAGAGACAAACCAAUUGCGUUUAAUUUCCUUGUUGAGCAGUGUACGAAAUACGAAAUCGAAGCCACAAAUCAAACAAAGCAAUAGUGAUAAAAGCUGAUCAGCGGGGGGGCUGUGAAAUUUGCCUUUUUUUGGCAGCCACGCCUCCCUCGCUGCAGUUGCCAUAGCCUGAUUAAAUGAUAAACAAAACAGAACAGAACAGAACAGAAUAAAAUAAACCAAUCGAAUCUUUUUUUGAUUUAUAAUAUACAACAACAAUAUGCCUACAACAACAAUACUUAAAAACAAGAACAACAACAAAUGCAACAUUUACCGCAAAACAGCAACCAUAGUACAAUAAACAAUACAUUUUUCUUAUUAAACAACUUUUAUACAGCCAAUCAAGAAAGCAAUAGACAAAGAUAAAAGCGCAAGAAUUUAAAUUAUAUCUAAACAAAUAAUAAUUAAAAUCGAAAUGCACAUAAAAAAAAGAAGAAGUUAUUGUAAAAAUACAAAAUACAAAAAUGAAAUCAGUUGAAGCAAAUCAAAAGCGUAAACCGAAAAUCUUAAUAAUUGUAUACAACAACAACAAAAUAUAUAUAAAAAUAUAUAUAAAUAUAUAUAUAUAUAUAUUAUAUUUUUUAAAGAAAACAAAACUAACAAUAGCGAAAACACAAAGGAUUGUUAAACAUUUUUUACAUAUGAAUUUGUAUAAUUUCUAUUCAAUUCAUAUGAAACUCGAAUUCUAUAUGAAAACAACAACAAGAACAACAUCAAAUACAGCAAGAACAAGAAAUAACAAGCAAAAUAAAAAUAAAAAUCUUUUUUAUAUUACAAGAGACAAACCAUUAAAACAAACAACAACAACAACUAAAAUCUCACUUUACUGGUAAAAAAAAGUAUAAUAAUAAACAUGCAAUUGGUAUAUAAAACAAUAAGAAAAAUCCUAAGAAAAUGCACAUGAAAAGCAAUAAAACUGGCUACAAAAAUUCUGAAUAAAAAACUAUAAUUAAUUUCAGUUUAUUUUAUGAUUGAUUUCAUUAUAAUUUUCAAUCUAAACCAAUUUUUGUUUUCCAUGUCAAGUAAUUCCAUUUGUUUUUUGCACACAACAUCAACUACAACAACAACAAGAACAAGAAAAGAACAAGAGCAACAACAACAAAAAAUAUUACAACAACAACCAAAAUACAGAGAAAAUCUCUAAAACUAACCUUAUAACUGGCAAACAAGUUUCGAAACUCAAGUUUUAAUAAAUAUUUGUGGCUAAUACUAUGAACGAAAAAAAAAUGAUUAACAAUUUGCAUCUAGCAAAAGAUAAUUUACCCACAUUUUGGCUGGAUAAAAAUAAUUACGAAAUGGGAGCAAAGUUUUACUCCAGAUUUAAUAAAAGAAAUUAUCCUACAAGAUUCGAGGAUCGUCAAGGAAAUCUUUGGUAUUGAAAAAAAAAGAAUAUGAAAAUGGUAUAAUAAUAAUUUAGAUGUCAAAAAAUUUAAAUAAAAAAUGAUGACUUGACCAAACGGCAUUGAAAACGAAAUCAAUUUUCGAAAAACGAAAUGAUAAAGUUUAUACAAAAAAAAAACACUUCUCGGCCUUUUCCAAAACUUAAACUCUCGGCUAAUACAAAAAACAAAAACAAAUCUCGGCAAUAACAAAAUUACAAAAACGAAAAAAAAACACGGCAACUACUAUUUACAUUAAAUUACAUUUUUGGAGCAAACAAAAACAAAAUUUACAUUUAAGCCAAAUGUUUAAGCAUCAUUUUUUAAUUAACAAAAAACGGAAAACGAACAAAAAAAUAAAAAACACACACAUUAAACUGAAAAUGAGGAAAGAACUUUCAGCAAAACAUUUAAGUAAUACUAAAAAUAAAAUACUUUAGGUAUUAAAAUUAAAAUUAAACACUAAAAUUAAUACUAAAUUAUGGUAAGCGAAUAGAAAUAUUUAUCAAUUUUGAAACCGGAAAAUGGAAAAAAAAACACGAAAAUGCAAAAAAAAAUACACAUCAUUACACACACCAAAAAGAAAAGCAAAGUAAAUAAGUACGAGUACAUAUAUAAAAUCCAACAAAAAAAAAAAUGGGGUUACAACGGAAAUAUACUAAAAAAUGAAACGAAAAAAAGAUGGAAAUUCAAAAUUUUAAUUGUUGUAAGCAAAAACCAAAAAAAAAGAACAAAAAAACAAAAGAAAACAAGCUACUUACAUAUAUUAUAUAUGAGCAUAUAAUCAGCACACACUUCUAAAAUUAACAAACACACUCAAGAUGGAUUCUCCAUCGCACACAACACACAAGACAACACAACACAACACACAACACUAAACCAAGAACACAACAACUAAUUUUGACCACCUAAAGAAGAGGAAAAGAAGGACACAAACACACACUCAAAACUCGAUACAACCCACAAGCCACGCCCACACCCACACCAAACAAACGCCCACAGGUCACAACACAACUCUUUCCAUUGGUUUAGAUUUUAAGCAUAAUUUUAAUAAUGUAAUCGUCAGCCAAAAAAAAAAAAACAAAACAAAA
Drosophila nasuta is the source of this 15051-nucleotide messenger RNA. It is a transcript of the gene jim, whose product is annotated as zinc finger protein jim. Gene Ontology annotation, molecular function: RNA polymerase II cis-regulatory region sequence-specific DNA binding; DNA-binding transcription factor activity, RNA polymerase II-specific. Lineage: Eukaryota; Metazoa; Arthropoda; Insecta; Diptera; Drosophilidae. The record is from RefSeq and is a predicted model, not a curated record. Gene Ontology annotation, biological process: regulation of DNA-templated transcription.